Neospora caninum is the source of this 942-nucleotide messenger RNA. RefSeq lists its product as hypothetical. The record is from RefSeq and is a predicted model, not a curated record. The coding region runs from base 1 to 942 and encodes 313 amino acids. Lineage: Eukaryota; Apicomplexa; Conoidasida; Eucoccidiorida; Sarcocystidae. The transcript has a single exon.
AUGGCGGUGGCACACUUUGACUCCUUCAGUUCUCCGAUGAGAGAUUCCUUCCCACCGGAAGAUCAGGAAUCCCCUUCCCCGGUAGGUGCGGAUCUUGACGGCCACGUCUUGGAAGACCUUGAUCUACGGCACGAGGCCACGAGGGGUGACCACCUCGAACCCCCGGAUGCAAUCAUCGAGGUUGAGCCCGCUCCUGAAGGACUGCCACUACCAACAGUGGUAGAAACGGACCGUUGCGCCCAAGUAGAGAAAACAAGCAGAACGUGCAGUUGCUGGAAAACUUCCAUGUCCCAUAUAGUUGCCUUUUUGACUGUUUGCUGUUUUGUGUUCGUCACGGCCACCGUCGCAUGCCGCCUGGCGAUAGGAAAGAGUCCAACUGAACCCGCAAUAAUUUUCACUGUUACCUGCAUUACCGUGGCAGUCGGGAUAUGGGGGAUUAUUGCACGGAGUCAAGGACUGACCAUGGGCUAUGGCUGCCUACUCGUUAUAUUAACUGUAACGACGAUCAUUUGCGGCUCCUUAGAGGCAGAGCGUUUCACAGAAGAAUUUGCAGCAUUGCAGGAACUGAACGGGAAACCCAGCUUGACCCCUGACGAUGAGCAGCAAGUGAAAGACAUCUCGGAAUCGCUCAAGAUCCUGGCAGCCUUCGUGGCUCUUUAUUUCCUCUGUGCCGCCCUGGUCCUUGUCACAAGCAUCCUUACUUUCAAGUUGCCUAGAAAUCUAGCCGAAAAAGAGCGAGAAAGCAAACUAGGGGAUGCGCAGGAGAAUCAUGAUGAAGCCAAAAAGGCGCAGGUGACACAAGGAACGAACCGAUGUGAAGAUGACAAGCAGAAGGAAACACCUUCAUCGGCAGAUGCCAAUAUUCCCCUGGCGCCACCGCCCGUAGUAGACCCAACGGCGAUAACGGACGACGCUGAAGGUGGUGAGCCCAAUGAAAAUUGA